AUGGCAAUUAUGAAGAUCCUCAUGAUGUUAGUGGUGGCUGCAAUUUUAUUUUGCAGCCACCACCAAGUGAUCAUGGCGAAAGAAGUCGCCUUGGUCGAUGAGGGAAAUGAGUCACUAGGCUCAUCCCCAUUUGAUUUUCUAUGUCAACAUUUGUCGUGGCCGUAUCCUUGGCCACAACCAUGCCAUCCUCCAAGGCCAAGGCCACGACCACGACCUAGACCUAGACCUAGACCUAGACCACGACCAUGCUCACCACCACCUCCACCACCGAGCUCACCGCCACCUCCACCACCAAGAUCACCACCACCUCCACCACCAAGAUCACCACCACCUCCCUCCCCGGCAACGACUUGCUCGGCUAGUGACCAACAACAAGUGAAGACAUGCAUGUUUGAGACAACUUCAAUCGAUGCAUGUUGCCCGAUAUUCAGGAAAAUACUUGGAACUAGUUGUCCUUGCUAUAAGUAUGCUGAGGAUUUGGACAAUCAAAUCUUGAUCACUCUCGAAGCUUAUUGUGAUGUCAGUACCCCAUGCAAGGGUGUGCAAAUGAUUAACCUAUCCAAGGAUGAGUAA
Solanum verrucosum is the source of this 573-nucleotide messenger RNA. RefSeq names its product formin-like protein 14. The record is from RefSeq and is a predicted model, not a curated record. NCBI's taxonomy places the organism in Eukaryota, Viridiplantae, Streptophyta, Magnoliopsida, Solanales, Solanaceae. The transcript is spliced from 2 exons. The coding region runs from base 1 to 573 and encodes 190 amino acids.